AAUUUCAGAUUCGUAAAAGUUGUUUCGAAAACGAAUUUUGUGAAUUUAAACAGCGUAAUAAGCAAAGGCUCAAUCUUCUUGCAAGAAAAUGGAAUUUUAUUACCGCCAGCAAUAGAAAAAGCGAACAUGGCGUGCUUCGUCCCGGUGUGCUUCUCUCUACCUGUCGGCGCUUCAGAAACCCUAACCGAGGAAAUGCAUGUGAGAAGAUCUCAUCUGGAAAUGUUUUCAAGCCAGGCAACCGCUGGAACAGGUGCCUGGCAGCUCCUCUCUCCUCGCUCCCUGACAGUUCGAAUCGCAUCUGCAGCAAUCAAACUUAACCCCAGCAGCUUGAGUAGGAGCACAUUUUCUGCAAAUUGGAGCUGUUGUCACCAUUCUAUGGCACCCUCAAGACAUCUCUAUGGACUUGUUUCUUGUUGUUUUAAUGUAAGUAAUGGUACUAACAUUGUAAUAUAUGGUUAUUGGGUUGGUCCAGAUUUCGAAGAUGGUUGGGGUUUUGUAGAAGCUUUUGUAAAUCAAAUUCUUUGAUUCUUGAAGGUUCUUAGUAAGGUUUGCAUGCUUUAUGUUUCCUAA
This is a messenger RNA of Malania oleifera, 570 nucleotides long. RefSeq lists its product as uncharacterized. The transcript is spliced from 3 exons. The record is from RefSeq and is a predicted model, not a curated record. Bases 127 to 525 code for a protein of 132 amino acids. Lineage: Eukaryota; Viridiplantae; Streptophyta; Magnoliopsida; Santalales; Ximeniaceae.